UGUGAUGUCACCGUCAGCUGUGGUGACGUCACGCUGCCCCUGUGAUGUCAUGGCAGAGUGGAGGCGCAGGGAGGCAAUCAUGGCCGCCACUCGGCUCACACAGGCGCUGGUGGAUCACCUCAACGUGGGCGUGGCACAGGCCUAUGUGAAGCAGCAGAAGCUGGACCAUGAGGUGAAGACAUUGCAGGUCCAGGAAGCACAGUUUGCCAAGCAGACGGGGCAAUGGAUCACCAUGGUGGAGAAUUUCAACCAGGCCCUCAAGGAGAUCGGUGACGUGGAGAACUGGGUGCGCAGCGUGGAGAUGGACAUGAGGACCAUUGCCACCACGCUGGAGUACGUGUACAAGGGACAGCUCCAGCCACCCUGCUCCUGACACCCCCGGGUCCCGCCUCCCAC
Messenger RNA from Pezoporus occidentalis (night parrot), 396 nucleotides. RefSeq names its product biogenesis of lysosome-related organelles complex 1 subunit 1-like. Lineage: Eukaryota; Metazoa; Chordata; Aves; Psittaciformes; Psittacidae. The record is from RefSeq and is a predicted model, not a curated record. The transcript has a single exon. Gene Ontology annotation, cellular component: BLOC-1 complex. Gene Ontology annotation, biological process: endosomal transport. The coding region runs from base 5 to 373 and encodes 122 amino acids.